Messenger RNA from Electrophorus electricus (electric eel), 2572 nucleotides. Lineage: Eukaryota; Metazoa; Chordata; Actinopteri; Gymnotiformes; Gymnotidae. The record is from RefSeq and is a predicted model, not a curated record.
AUUUAACAUCUGCAAUCUAACUCCCAGAUCAGGAACACUACUGGCUUUGCUUUGUACUUAUCGAGAUGGAGUCUGAGGAAGGAGGCGACGAGAGCGUGUUUAUGAAGCGGAAGGCGGCGAGCCGCGCUCCCCGCCACCGGCCCCGGGCUUCGCGUUAUCAGUCGAAGAUGUAGCUGGAGAUACUGCGCCGCGUCCGCACGUCGGGAUCCUGUUUUGAUGCGCGCGUUGUUCGGUAAAGACGGCAGUACCAGCGCAUUAAAUUACGCGUGGUUUAUUUAAACUGUUUAGGGUGUUAGUCUACGCGAUAAGCGAUUUUUGCACGUCUGGAUUGGCGCAGACCUUAUUAUACACUGCUGUACUUUCGUAUUACUCGUAUUCUAUCUUAGUUUGGCAUUCGAGACCCUUAGGUCAUGUAGCCUGAGAGAACUGCUUCACCACAGAUUAACAUCCUGUUGAGAAUAUUUUCGGCAAAAGAAGAGGAGUAACGGUCAGAGACGGAGGGAAAGGAGGAGACUGUUAAAAGCGAGCUGAUGUCAGACAACGCACUCAGGCAACACAGACAUGCAAGAUGACGAAAUCUAAACGAGUGGGGCUGUUUAUCUUUAAUGAAUCAAAACAGAGGCCACAUAUUACCCACCACUGGCGCACAAGGCUUGGCAUUGCUGGUCUCUCUCUGCUUGUCUCUCCUCCUGCAUGAAAAAGUAGCCUACGGACAACAUCUUGUUCACACUGGCAUGGGUGUCUGACAUCUGGAAGUUAGGUCUUGUCAAGCACACAGGCAAGAGUAGGUUCCUCACAGUACCGCCUCACAGAUGAGAGCUGCAUCCAGACGACUGAGGAACCCAUUAUAGAUCAGUUCUCCUGACCAUUCAUCUUCAGUGGGAGAACUAAAAACUCAAGAUUAAGAUUUCACAGAGAGAAGACAUGGGAGCGGUCGCAACAUUCUCGCUGCUGCUCGCGCUGAUGCAUUCAAGGGUCGACACAAACGCAGCCGAAAGUGAGGGGGCCAGGUUGCGCUGCGCUUGUGAGAACACCUACUCGUGCGAGGAUGGCGGCCUGCCGCCCACUUGCCUGGGGUACGUCUGCUUCUUCACGGUGGUGCAAGGGGUCACAAAGCGUGGCUGCUUCGAGAAGGAGCACAUGAGUCAGUGCCACGUGUCCCGGAUCCGUAGCGUGUACACCGAGUGCUGCAACUCCAGCUACUGCAACUCCAACACCACGGCGCCCCAUGAGCGAGAUCCGAGCAAGCCCGGCAGUAUGAUGAUAUUGGUGACCGUGCCUCUGCUGGUACUCCUGGGGCUGUCUGUCAUGCUGUGUGGCCUGGUGUUGUGGUUGCGUUCCCGACGGCAGCACCACCAUCUACAGGAACACGACCACUCCAUGCUCAGAGUGCCUAGCGGAGGAGACCCCACCUAUGGGGAUAUCUUUGAUGAGUUUUGCACGUCAGGCAGUGGGACUGGACUGCCUUACCUAGUGCAGAGGACCAUGGCUCGACAGAUCUCCUUAGUGGAGUGUGUCGGUAAGGGACGCUACGGGGAGGUGUGGAGGGGCACGUGGAUGGGGGAGAGUGUGGCUGUGAAAAUCUUCUCAUCCCGAGAUGAGCAAUCCUGGUUCAGGGAGACAGAGAUCUACAACACAGUCCAGCUGAGACAUGAAAACAUCUUAGGUUUCAUUGCUUCGGAUAUGACGUCUAAGAACUCCAGCACCCAGCUCUGGCUGGUCACCCAUUUCCAUGAGCUGGGAUCACUGUACGACUUCCUGCAGUACAGCACCUUGGACCCUGAGGGAGGCCUGCGCAUGUGCCUGUCUGUGGCCAGCGGCCUGGUGCACCUGCACACGGAGAUCCUGAGCACCCAGGGCAAGCCUGCCAUCGCCCACCGCGACCUCAAGAGCCGAAACAUUCUGGUGAAGAGAAAUGGCCAGUGCUGCAUCGCCGACUUGGGUCUGGCAGUCAUUCAUUCCCAGUCCAAUGACUACCUGGAUGUAGGAAACAACCCAAGGGUGGGCACCAAGCGUUACAUGGCUCCCGAGGUCCUGGACGAGAGCAUCCGUGUUGACAUCUUUGAGUCGUACAAGCAGACUGAUAUCUGGGCUCUGGGUCUUGUACUGUGGGAGAUCACCCGCCGCACCAUUGUAAAUGGAAUUGUGGAGGAGUAUCGUCUGCCCUUUUUCGACGUGGUGCCCUCUGACCCCAGUUUCGAGGAGAUGAAGAAAGUGGUGUGUGUGGAUCAACAUAGACCGUGCCUUCACAAUCGUCUUCACUCCCAUCCGAUCCUGUCUGCCGUGGCUAAAAUUAUGAAGGAGUGCUGGUUCCAAAGCCCUUCAGCUCGUCUCACUGCCUUGCGUGUGCGCAAGACCCUGGCAAAGCUGGAUCAGGACCAGGACUGCAGCACGGACAAACUCAAACUAGACGUCUAGAGCUCCAUCACUGCACAGCGCCGGACCGGCACCUAAUGGACAAAACGUGCCAUGUUUCAGCCUGUUUGGGUGCUAGGACCCAUCCGAGCUUUAUGUGCCUUUUAAAAAUAGCCUCUGUCCCGAGUUCAUUCCCGGUGCCUCGACACAGAGUGGG